Molecule: messenger RNA, 2490 nt
Organism: Vigna umbellata (rice bean)
Lineage: Eukaryota; Viridiplantae; Streptophyta; Magnoliopsida; Fabales; Fabaceae
Source: RefSeq, a predicted model, not a curated record
AAUACUUCACUUCAAAAUAUCUCUUUUCUUGACAAUCUCGAAUGGAUUUUUUUUGUAUCCAAUUGAAUUUAAAUAUGUAAUAUCAUAAUAAUGAUAGAAAUGAAAUGCAUUUUUUUAUAUUCCUAAAAAAAAUAUUGAAAUGCCCGUAGAAAUUUCCAAUCCUUUUUUAGAUUAGAAUUUCGAUUCUAUCUAUUUGUUUUGUUGCAAAUUCCUUCGAAGUUGAGUCUAAAAUUCUAUUAUUUCUUUCUCUUUUCAUAAUAGGUAUUUCCACUAAUAAAUAUUUGAUACACGGGAUUAGGUAAGAUUUCAUGUAAUUCAGUAUAAAGAAUAGAAAUUCCAGUAUUGCUAAAUGGAUUCAUGUGAUUUGAUGAAGCAUGACAGCAAAUCGUGGAAUAUUUUUCGAUAAAAUUCACGGGGAAAUUUAAAAUGCUUGGGAGUGGAAAUGAAGAAAUGUCUACACUACCUGGAUUGAAUCAGAUACAAUUUGAAGGGUUUUGUAGGUUCAUUGAUCGGGGCUUAACAGAAGGGCUUUUUAAGUUUCCAAAAAUUGAGGAUACAGAUCAAGAAAUUGAAUUUCAAUUAUUUGCCGAAACAUAUCAAUUAUUAGAACCCUUGAUAAACGAAAAAGAUGCUGUAUAUGAAUCACUUACAUAUUCUGCUGAAUUAUAUAUAUCCGCGGGAUUAAUUUGGAAAAGUAGUAGAGAUAUACAAAAACAAACUAUUUUUGUUGGAAAUAUUCCUCUAAUGAAUUCUCUGGGAACUUCUAUAGUAAAUGGAAUAUACAGAAUAGUAAUCAAUCAAAUAUUGCAAAGUCCUGGUAUCUAUUACCGUUCAGAAUUGGACCCUAACGGAAUUUCGGUCUAUACUGGCACUAUAAUAUCAGACUGGGGGGGUAGAUUAGAAUUAGAGAUUGAUAAAAAAGCAAGGAUAUGGGCUCGUGUGAGUAGGAAACAGAAAAUAUCUAUUCUAGUUCUAUCAUCAGCUAUGGGUUCGAAUUUAAGCGAAAUUCUAGAAAAUGUUUGUUAUCCUGAAAUUUUCGUGUCUUUCCUAAAUGAUAAGGAUAAAAAAAAAAUUGGGUCAAAAGAAAAUGCCAUUUUGGAGUUUUAUCGACAAUUUGCUUGUGUUGGCGGAGAUCCAGUAUUUUCUGAAUCUUUAUGGAGAGAAUUACAAAAAAAAUUUUUUCAACAAAGAUGUGAAUUAGGAAAAAUUGGUCGACGAAAUAUCAACCAAAAGCUUAAUCUUGAUAUACCCCAGAAUAAUACAUUUUUGUUACCGCGAGAUAUAUUGACAGCUGCGGAUCAUUUGAUUGGCAUGAAAUUUGGAAUGGCUCUACUUGACGAUAUAAAUCAUUUGAAAAAUAAACGUAUUCGUUCUGUAGCAGAUCUAUUACAAGAUCAAUUUGGAUUGGCCCUGGUUCGUUUAGAAAAUAUGGUUAGAGGAACUAUAUGUGGAGCAAUUAGACAUAAAUUGAUACCGACUCCUCAGAAUUUGGUGACUUCAACUCCAUUAACAACGACUUAUGAAUCUUUUUUUGGAUUACAUCCAUUAUCUCAAGUUUUGGAUCAAACUAAUCCAUUGACCGAAAUAGUUCAUGGGAGAAAAUUGAGUUAUUUGGGCCCUGGAGGAUUGACGGGGCGAACUGCGAGUUUUCGGAUACGAGAUAUCCACCCUAGUCACUAUGGACGCAUUUGUCCAAUUGACACGUCUGAAGGAAUCAAUGUUGGACUUAUUGGAUCUCUAGCAAUUCAUGCGAGGAUUGGUAUUUGGGGGGCCAUAGAAAGUCCAUUUUUUGAAAUAUCCGAAAGAUCAAAAAGAAUACGCAUGCUUUAUUUAUCACCAAAUAUAGAUGAAUACUAUAUGGUAGCAACAGGAAAUUCUUUAGCACUUACUCGAGAUAUUCAGGAGGAACAGAUUGUUCCAGCCCGAUAUCGUCAAGAAUUUCUUACGAUUGCAUGGGAACAGGUUCAUCUUCGAAGUAUUUAUCCCUUCCAAUAUUUUUCUAUUGGAGCUUCUCUGAUUCCUUUUAUCGAACAUAAUGAUGCGAAUCGAGCUUUAAUGAGUUCUAAUAUGCAACGUCAAGCAGUUCCGCUUUCUGAGUCCGAAAAAUGCAUUGUUGGAACUGGAUUGGAAUGCCAAGUAGCUUUAGAUUCAGGGGUUUCCGCUAUAGCCGAACACGAGGGAAACAUUGUUUAUACUGAUACUGAUAGGAUCUUUUUAUUUGUUAAUGGAGAUACUCUAAGUAUUCCAUUAACAAUAUAUCAACGUUCCAACAAAAAUACUUGCAUGCAUCAAAAACCCCAGGUUCACCGAGGUAAAUGCAUCAAAAAGGGACAAAUUUUAGCGGAUGGUGCUGCUACAGUUGGCGGCGAACUCGCUUUGNCUAAUAUGGCUUUAUAUCUGGUAGAUGUAGAAUUGCUCUCUUGCUUCACCUUGAAAAUCCACUUGUUCUCUAAGGCUCUCUUACCCUUAAGCAACUUCACCAAGUCAUAA